Messenger RNA from Pseudo-nitzschia multistriata, 1039 nucleotides. The record is from the annotation of a GenBank genome assembly. Lineage: Eukaryota; Bacillariophyta; Bacillariophyceae; Bacillariales; Bacillariaceae.
CCAGACACCAUCGGGAAAGCGACAUCUGAUCUGAUUGCUACGGUUCACUUUCUAGUCAAAAAAUAAGUUAAGGUUCUAGCAAAAGACAACAACAAGCAUACAAAGAUGCUUUAUGUCCGGAAAAUCGCUUUGCUCUCCGCUCUCUACGGGGGAGCAAGAGCAGAUGAUUUCAACUAUAGAUCCACCCAGGGAGAUAAUUACGGUCCGAACGACUGGAACAAAGUCCGAUGUGGCAAUCUCGAAACUUGCGUAAGUAGGGGGGGAGGAAUCGGACGACAUCUGAUUGUUGCAUCCACUGGUACAGCAGCAGAUCGUCACAGUGGGUUAGGAUCCUAGCGUGCACUUCAAUCUAACCGGAGCUGACCUUUUUGCAAACUACCCCUGUCUCGACAAUCGCAUACCAGGAUGGUUGGCCAGACAAGCACGAAAGUUCCAUCGGAUGGGAGCUCGAAGACAAUCAAUGCAGAUGGUGCCCCGAGACUGGGAAUCAGUGUCCUCAGAAUCACCGAAUGUCGCCCGUGAACCUCGUUCGUGAUCGAGCUAUCGAGGACAAUCCCAACUGGAAAGACUGUCCGGAUUGGCACUGGUACGUACCCCAGAAUAGAACUCCCCGUCAGAACAAGAUUGAAGUCACGAGCUGUUCUCUGACUAUUUUUUCCAUCUAUCUUUGAUUGAAUAGGAUGAACUUCGAAGACGGUUCAUGUCAAUGGGAAGACAUGGAGGAUAGCUUUGAGAUUUCGAAGCAUGCACUUCAAAUCCACACACCUAUGAGAAGCAAUGGAGAUAUUAACUGCGCAAAUUCCGAAGGUGAGCGUCUCUAUCCCAGGUUGGAUUAUAGUAAAGGCUUCCCCGAUUGGUGGCAUCUUGAUAGGACCGAUAUUAAGACACCUAGUGAGCACACUCAGCAUGGGAAAAGGUACGCAGCAGAGGUAACUCUUGCUCAUUUCUAUGAAUUAGAUCAUUGGAAGAAUCAGAUUGGAUACGUCACAUUCUUCAUGGAAGAUUAUCCAAACCAGGAGCCAUGGCACUAUUUGGACAA